Molecule: messenger RNA, 312 nt
Organism: Cordyceps militaris CM01
Lineage: Eukaryota; Fungi; Ascomycota; Sordariomycetes; Hypocreales; Cordycipitaceae
Exons: 3
Coding region: 1-312 (103 amino acids)
Source: RefSeq, a predicted model, not a curated record
AUGGAUUUCAUCAAGAAGGCCGCUGGCGACGCUCUCAACAAGGGCAACUCGAGCAACAACAACCAGCAGACCCAGGGCGGCGACAACACCCAGCAGCAACAGCAGGGUGGUGACAACCAGCAGCAGCAGGGCAGCAGCGGCAGCAGCACCGACGCCGGCAAGCAGGAUUACCUCGACAAGGGCAUCGGCUUCGCCUCCAAGAAGGCUGGCUACAACGUGGACCGCAACACCGAGGAGAAGAUUGGCGACGGCGUGCGCGGCGCCUACGAGAAGUUCUCUGGAAGCAAGGUUCCCGAGAAGUUCUCCAACUAA